CCGGGCGGGCGGCUGGCCCCGCCCCCAGCGGCUCCUGGCGGAAAUGCUCCUCCCGAGCGCGCAGCUCUGGGCCUUGCACUUCCGGCUGGAGGCUCCCGGCCGGAGCACCCGCAGCCGAGCCCCCGACCUGGGGCCCCAGGAGCCCUGCAGACGGUUAACCAUGGCGAGGUCCGGCCCGGGCCCCCAGCCCCUCGGGUGAGGCUCCGCCUGGGGCUCCGCGAACCGCCCCGAAUCAUGGGGGUGAAGAGAGCUCCGAGCAGGCGACGUUCUCGUUCUCGCUGAAAGUCGUGGCCCAGGCCGAGCGGCGCUCCCUGCAGCCCGUCCUCAGGAGAGGUGCCUGCCCCCACCGGCCCCGGCUGGGGCUUGCCGCUUCCACGGAUGGGGAGGUGGGCCCUGGACGUGGCCUUUGUGUGGAAGGCGGUGCUGACUCUGGGGCUGGUCCUCCUCUACUACUGCUUCUCCAUCGGCAUCACCUUCUACAACAAAUGGCUGACGAAGAGCUUCCACUUCCCCCUCUUCAUGACGAUGCUGCACCUGGCCGUGAUCUUCCUGUUCUCCGCGCUGUCCCGGGCGCUGGUCCAGUGCUCCAGCCACAGGGCCCGCGUGGUGCUGAGCUGGCCCGACUACCUCAGAAGAGUGGCUCCGACAGCACUGGCAACGGCGCUUGACGUGGGCUUGUCCAACUGGAGCUUCCUCUACAUCACCGUCUCACUGUACACUAUGACCAAAUCCUCAGCCGUCCUCUUCAUCUUGAUCUUCUCUCUGAUCUUCAAGCUGGAGGAGCUGCGUGCGGCGCUGGUCCUGGUGGUCCUCCUCAUCGCGGGGGGCCUCUUCAUGUUCACCUACAAGUCCACGCAGUUCAACAUGGAGGGCUUUGCCUUGGUGCUGGGGGCCUCGUUCAUCGGCGGCAUCCGCUGGACCCUCACCCAGAUUCUCCUGCAGAAGGCGGAGCUUGGGCUCCAGAACCCCAUUGACACCAUGUUCCACCUGCAGCCGCUCAUGUUUCUCGGGCUCUUCCCUCUCUUUGCCAUCUUCGAAGGUCUCCACUUGUCCACGUCUGAGAAGGUCUUCCGUUUCCAGGACGCUGGGCUGCUCCUGCGGGUGCUCGGGAGCCUCUUCCUCGGCGGGGUUCUCGCCUUCGGCUUGGGCUUCUCCGAGUUCCUCCUGGUGUCCAGAACCUCCAGCCUCACUCUCUCCAUCGCGGGCAUUUUUAAAGAAGUCUGCACUUUGCUGUUGGCGGCCCAUCUGCUGGGCGACCAGAUCAGCCUCCUGAACUGGCUGGGCUUCGCCCUCUGCCUCUCGGGGAUAUCCCUGCACGUCGCCCUCAAGGCCCUGCCCUCCAGAGGGGAUGGCGGCCCCAAAGCCCCCAAGGGGCUGGGUUCCAGCCCUGACCUGGAGCUGCUGCUUCGGAGCAGCCAGCCGGAGGAGGAUGGCAACGAGGCGGCGGAGGAGGAGGAGUACUUCGUGGCCCAGGGAUAGCGGCGACCCGCCUCUCCCACCCUUUGUGCCAGGCGGCAGCUCAGGGCCCGGUGGCUCCGCGCAGCAGCUGGGAGCGGCGGGCCUGGGUCAGGGACUUGGUCGGACCGGCCAAGCGAGCGCCCAGAGCUGGGCCGUGCUGGGCUGGAGUCGCAGCGGACGGAGGGAGGGCUCUUUCUCAACUGGCUGCCGGGACCGUGACUCCAGAGGCCUCUCCGAGGGGCCUGGUUUGGGCUGCAGAGCAGCUGGGACGGGGACAUGGAGACGCUUUUUGCCCCGACAGUCUUUCCCCGGAGAGCAGACCUGGUUGCGGUUUGCAAAUAAAGGGUGUUCGGUCCUCUGGCCGCCUCGUGUUGCCUGCAGGUGUGGGCGCAGGGAGGGGCGGCCCCGGCCCGGCCUACCCCCUUCUCUGCCUGGGGCCUCCUGCGGGGGACUGGUCACUCCCCAGGCCCUCCGCAUCGCGUCCCUUGUGCUCCUGGUGGAGCCCCGGGACCCUGUCUGGCGGCCCAGGCGCACCUGCAGGCAGGAAAACAGUUAAUGUGCAGUGAGUCCCAUGUUCUGGGGACCUGGAAGCUUUCACAGCCUGGGCUUCAAUCCUGACUGCGUCACUUACUGGCCGUGUGAUCUUAACCAAAUCGUGGAACCUCUCUGUACCAGCUUUGUCAUCUGUGAAAUGGGGAGAAUAAUUGUCUCGGAGUUGUUCUGAAGAUUGGAAACAGUUUAAA
Molecule: messenger RNA, 2201 nt
Organism: Phyllostomus discolor (pale spear-nosed bat)
Lineage: Eukaryota; Metazoa; Chordata; Mammalia; Chiroptera; Phyllostomidae
Gene: SLC35H1
Product: solute carrier family 35 member C2
Exons: 10
Coding region: 379-1479 (366 amino acids)
Biological process (GO): UDP-glucose transmembrane transport
Cellular component (GO): cis-Golgi network; Golgi apparatus; endoplasmic reticulum-Golgi intermediate compartment
Molecular function (GO): antiporter activity
Source: RefSeq, a predicted model, not a curated record